This is a messenger RNA of Drosophila persimilis, 985 nucleotides long. It is a transcript of the gene MSBP, whose product is annotated as membrane-associated progesterone receptor component 1. The coding region runs from base 91 to 915 and encodes 274 amino acids. The record is from RefSeq and is a predicted model, not a curated record. NCBI's taxonomy places the organism in Eukaryota, Metazoa, Arthropoda, Insecta, Diptera, Drosophilidae. The transcript has 4 exons. Gene Ontology annotation, cellular component: endomembrane system; membrane.
AAAACUGGUAUGGUUGCUAAAGAAUACACGUAUUUAUAUAUUUUAGACCUGUGUUUAUAAGUGAAUUUACUUCGUAGAGAGGCGGUGAAUAUGGACUCAACGCAAAACCUUGGAACAACUGGAAAUAUUAUUAGCCAUGAAGCAUUGGACGAGUCCUCGUUUGUUGGAAAUAUACUACGUGAAAUUUUGUAUAGUCCGAUGAACCUAGCACUUUUAACUGUAAUAGUCUUUCUUGUAUACAAAAUAGUGCGCGAUCGCACCGAAGUACCAAGUUCUAGUGCUCAGAAACAAACUUUACCAGAACUUCCCAAAAUACGACGCGACUUUACUGUUAAGGAACUACGACAGUACGAUGGCAACCAACUUGAUGGUCGAGUUUUAGUGGCAGUUAAUGGAAAUGUGUACGACGUUAGUAAAGGAAAACGCUUUUAUGGGCCAGGAGGACCCUAUGCUACGUUCGCUGGAAGAGACGCUUCACGAAAUUUGGCAACAUUUAGCGUGGUUUCGAAUGAUAAAGAUGACUUUGAUGACUUAAGCGACCUGAGUGCAGUAGAAAUGGACUCAGUGCGAGAAUGGGAAAUGCAGUUUAAAGAGAAAUAUGAGCUUGUUGGCAAGCUGUUACGUACGGGAGAGGAGCCUACUAACUAUGAAGAUGACGAGGACGAUGAAAAUAUUAUUAACAAUGAUGGAACUGUUGUUGCUCAAUCAGUUAAUGUAUUAAGCGAACAAAAAGAUGUCUUGCGGGAUCGCCAGUCUAAAAAUGUUACAUCGGAAACGGAGAUAUAUGCUAAAAAGAUCAGUGCGGUAGAUGAUCACAACUUCAAAGAAGAUCAAAUUGCUGGAAGUAACAUUUCACUUUCCACACCUUCCACCGAAAACAGUUCAUUAGGUGAAUUACCCAUAACCGAUUUUUAGCAAGGGAAAGGCUCAAAAUUCAAGAACUGUUUGUAGCUUCAAUACACAAUCGGAACCUGAGAAUCAUUCA